UUCAAAAUGGCGUCUUAUGACGUCACUAUUUGCAUUUCUUGAGAAACGCGUGGAAAUUUUCGAACAAAAUCUCCCUCCUGGAACACUUAUGCGUUUUAUCCAUGCUUCAUCUUGCUAGGGCUUGGCGAUCGGAUCGCAAAAUGACACUUUUUUGGAUCGAAAAUUGCUUCUCCUGGCGAAGCGUUGCUCUUUGCAGUACCGACCACGACAGUCCGUAAUUGUCGAAAACAACUUCCAAUUUUUCUUUCAUAUUUGCUGGAACGAUAUUCCCUAAGCCGAUUAAAACCGACAAAUUCGCAACUGGGGAUGAAAAUGAUGUCGUAACUCGCGCCGACUUUCCCUGAAAACAACGCCUUUCUAUGUUCGGAACUGAAAUUUUCAGAGCAAGUACUACUUAUAUCUUUACGAGGAGCGCGAGAGCUUCUGGGAUUUCAACAAACCAUUGCAUCUUGGGAUGUCUUUGAACAUUCACGGGUCCUUCACGAGAAUCACCGUCAAAACGUUAUGUGGCAGUUGAAAUUUGUUGUAAUAGUGGUAUCAGGGCUCCUAGGCCUUUUGAUCGGAUGCAUUGCCCUGUACAGGAAGUCGAAAAGUUUCCGGUUCCGCACAAAGUAUUUUAGCUUCAAUUGUUUGAUGAUGUUCUUCGCAAUGUGUUGCAGCUUUGUGGGAGCGUUUCAUCCAUUUGAUGUAGGGAACUUUCAUCGUUGUUCCGGUGUUGUGUACAGAUCCCUGGUUAGACUGUUCAGAAUACGUUCCGAAAUUCAAGGAAUGGAGAUUUUUAACACUCUCAAAGGAAAGAAUUUCAUUAUUGUAGCAAAUCAUCAGAGUUCUUUGGAUAUGUUUGUCAUACUGCAGGCGACACCACAUAGAACGACAUUCUUGGCGAAAAAGGAAUUGCUGUUCGCACCUGUAUUUGGCUUUGCAGCGUGGCUUUUUGGAAUCGUGUUUAUCAAUAGAGGGCAUUCUAAGAGCGCCAGGAAUGUAAUGGAUAAAACGGCGAAAUGGAUCUGCGAUCAAAAGAUAAAUCUUUGGAUUUUUCCUGAGGGAACCAGAAGCCAAACAGGAACACUUCUUCCCUUUAAGAGAGGAGCAUUUCACUUAGCCCAGCAAGCUCAGCUCCCUAUUGUGCCAAUUGUUAUCUAUGAUUAUUCUUCAAUUUUUAACAAGAAGAACAAGUUAUUUGAAUAUGGAACCAUGAAAGCGAGAGUAUUGUCCCCCAUACCAACUGAGGGUGUCACAGCUGAUGGUGUUCCAGAACUUACAGAAACUGUGCGCCAACAAAUGAUCAAAGUUUUCCAGGAAGGUGAUCCUUCAAAAAGUCUCAAGGAUACAGUUUCAACUGUGGACAAAAAGAUUAAGUGAUACUGCCAUCAAAGUAGACUUAACAAAAUGUUAAAAAAUGAUACCUUGUUUUAUCAGUUGAAAGUAUUUAAUUAAUAUUAUUAUUUUCCUGUAAUUAUUGAAUUGCACAAUUUGUACAGAAAUAAGUUUGAUCAAAAAGGGCAAAAAUCAAGUUUACUUAUUUCUUUUUAAGAAUAUAUACAUCUAAAGCUUUUAUUAUCUUAUUAGCCAAGUGUGAGAGCCAACCUUGAAAAAUAUACAGUGAAAACCCCUUAUUCCAGUCACCAACAAGCCCCAAAAAUCUGGCCAUGUGAAAGGGGUUUUUUAGAUAAGAAAAAGAGUCUCUGAGCUUUGUUCAGCCCAGAAUAAAGUGGCCGUAAUAAUGAGGUGGCCUUAUUAAUGGGUGGCUGUAAGGUGGGGUUCCACUGUAUUCCCAAGGUCUUGGCAGAAUUGUCAAUACUGAUGAAGCUGAUAUUCUCCCAGUGCAGUAUUUGAAUCAAAAUUUUCAGAAAUAAUCCCAUGAUCCAAGACAGGAAACUAAGACACUGUGAACAGCAAUGGUUUUUUUGUUUGCUUGUUUUUUGAAAGAAAACCUGCAAAAACAAAGUUUGGAGAGAAAGAAAAGGAAAGGGAUUUUUUACAUGACGGUUAAUAUUCAGAACAGUGCCAGGUCCAAUAGUUGGACAAUAUAGGACCAACAGAGUAGAAGAGCAACCUGAUUUGUUGAUUUUGAUCAUUGGUUCUCUAAACUUAGUCGUGUAAUUACUGUUGUUGUGGGAAGUUAAUCCCUAUUAAGCCCCAGGGUAAACGUGCAAUUUUUCCUCACUGAAUUCUAACAUUUGUUUAAAAUUUCUUUUAAUGGAAGAAAAGUUUGAUUCAGGUUUUGGGGGCUUUCUAAGUAGUGAAUCUGGUAACAUAUAAGAAUUAUGUUUGGAAAUCAAUAUUUUGAUCAGAAUGAGUUAUAAAAUGUAUUAUAAGGUUAAUGAAUUAACACUCGUUCUUAUAAGCCUGGAAAACCUGUGACAUAAUAGCCGAUCGCAGUUACUAGCAUUCGGCAAUCUGUUCCAGUCAAGCCUCCAGUGCACCUGUAAUGGGUCACCAAGGUACUCAAAUAGGUGUGCAAACGAUUAAUUAAGAAUGCAAGGAACUGUGGGAAAAUCAAGCUGGUACGUCAUAAAUUUUAUAUCUGUCCACUGUUGAUUCUGCUCUCAUAAGACAUUUUGAUCAUGGCCAACCCCGGGGGACAACCACCAGCAUGCUGACGAAGUCAAACCCAACUUCACUUUGUAGGCAUACCAGCUGUCAGUACCCGAGGUCUACAGAUUGCGAUGCCAGUGAUAAAGUGAUUUUCCAUGUGCAUUUCCAGGUCUUGCCAAAGACUAUGUCCCAGGCUUGUCAGUGGCAUACUACAACCAGAGAUUAAGAGCCUUCAAUUUAAUAAUAAUCAGUUAAAAUUUUAUUUCUCUUGUUUUGCAACAACAAAACACUGGUAUCCAGAGUUUGAAGUUGUUACCGCAUACAAGAGCUAUUACUUUGAACUAUUUUUAUAUUUUAACGUUUUUAAAUAUGAUGUUCCAUUUUAAUGUUAUUUAUUGAUGAAAAAAUUAGCAAGA
Orbicella faveolata is the source of this 2954-nucleotide messenger RNA. Its product is annotated as 1-acyl-sn-glycerol-3-phosphate acyltransferase alpha-like. The record is from RefSeq and is a predicted model, not a curated record. Gene Ontology annotation, biological process: phosphatidic acid biosynthetic process. NCBI's taxonomy places the organism in Eukaryota, Metazoa, Cnidaria, Anthozoa, Scleractinia, Merulinidae. Gene Ontology annotation, molecular function: 1-acylglycerol-3-phosphate O-acyltransferase activity. Gene Ontology annotation, cellular component: endoplasmic reticulum; membrane.